AUGAAGGCUCUCCUCUUCAGGCGGCAACGCCGUUUUCUUCUUCUGAAUAUUCAUCACUUCCAAAAGCACUUCUUCUCUGAUCAAUCAUGGCUUUCCAAAAAAGGCAACCCUCUAAUCAAGUGGCCAUCGCCUUCUUCCUCUCCCUGCAACCAACCUCACCCAAUUCCCCAUCCUACUUUCUCGCAAAGCAAUUUCUCCAUCAUCUCCAAUCUCCUCAAAAACCCAACCAUUACCUCCGGGUCGUCUCUCGAGUCCGCCCUGGACCAAACAGGGGUCGACCCAGAUCCCGGCCUUCUCCAAGCAAUAUUCGAAUACUUUGAUUCUUCUCCAAAGUUGUUGCAUCAUUUGUUUCUCUGGGCUGAAAAGAAACCUGGGUUUAAAUCCUCUGCCACUCUGUUUGACUCGAUGGUCAAUGUUCUUGGUAAAGCUAGGGAGUUUGAGGACGCGUGGAGUUUGAUUCUUGAUCGGAUUGGCGAUGGAAUGGAGGGUUCCACUUUGGUUUCUGUUAAUACUUUUGUGAUUUUGAUUAGACGGUACGCUCGCGCAGGUAUGCCUCAGCCUGCUAUUCGUACGUUUGAAUUUGCAAAGAGUUUAGAACAAAUUUGUAAUUCUGAUGAGGAAACAAACCUGUUUGAAACAAUGUUGGAUUCUCUUUGUAAAGAAGGACAUGUUAGGGUGGCAUCAGAAUACCUCACUAGAAAAAAGGAAACAGAUCAUGGUUGGGUUCCAUCAAUCAAAGUUUAUAACAUACUAUUAAAUGGAUGGUUUCGGUCAAGAAAGCUGAAACAUGCAGAGAGACUUUGGUUGGAUAUGAAGAAGGACGGUGUCUUACCUAGUGUUGUAACAUAUGGUACCCUUGUAGAAGGAUACUGUACAAUGCGUUGUGUUGAAAGGGCAAUUCAAUUGGUGGAUGAAAUGAAAGGAGCGGGAAUUGAGCCAAAUGCGAAAGUAUAUAAUCCAAUUAUUGAUGCAUUGGGGGAAGCAGGUAGGUUAAAGGAGGCAUUGGGGAUGAUGGAACGGGUAUUUUUGAGUGAAUCAGGCCCCAAUAUUUCUAUGUAUAAUUCUUUAGUGAAAGGUUAUUGCAAGGCCAGAGAUCUAGUAGGGGCUAGUAAAAUACUUAAGAUGAUGAUUAGCAGGGGUUUCAUCCCAACCCCUACAACCUACAAUUAUUUCUUUAGGUACUUUUCGCAAUUCAGGAAAAUUGAGGAAGCAAUGAAUCUUUAUACAAAGAUGAUUGAGUCUGGUCACACUCCAGAUCGGCUUACUUACCAUCUUUUGUUGAAGAUGUUGUUUGAGGAGGAGAGGUUGGACUUGGCAGUUCAAAUCAGCAAAGAAAUGAGAGCAAGGGGAUACGAUGGGGACUUGGCUACUAGCACCAUGCUGAUUCAUUUGCUUUGUAAAAUACAUAGGUUUGAAGAUGCUUUUGGAGAGUUUGAGGACAUGAUACGGAGGGGUAUGGCUCCACAAUUCCUUACUUUCCAGAGAAUGAAUGAUGAGUUAAAGAAAAGAGGAAUGACUGACAUGGCAAGUAAACUAUGUGAUAUGAUGAGUUCUGUCCGUUCUUCCAAAAAAUUGCCCAAUACAUAUGGUGGAGAUGAGAACACAUCACGAGCAAGGAGGACAUCCAUAAUGCGAAAAGCUGAAGCGAUGUCUGAUAUGCUAAAGACAUGUAAGGAUCCAAGAGAAUUUGUUAAGCAUAGAACUUUAUCUGAAAAUGCUGUAUCAAGUGCUGGCCGGUUGAUUGAGAUUAUCAAGGAGCUACAGAGACAACUAUGAAUAGUUAAGGCCUAAGAGCUAGAGAAAAGGCUUCAAGAAAUUUUGAUGCAAGUGGUGUUGGAUGACUUCUGUUAUCUGCCAGGGAACUUAUUGGAAAUUGAUUAUGGAGAAUUCAGUUUUGUGAUUGAGAUGGUAUGUGAUACACUGAUAUGAAAGCUCGUGUAACUUUAACUAUAAGAUCAUCAGCUGUCUGAUGAAAAUGAUAGACCACUUGUAUACGGCACAUAUUGGGAUGUGGGGGACACAAUGAUAGAAAAAGGAUCCACAAGCUGGAGGAUCCCAAUUGAAUGUGUUAAACUCUUGCUAUCUAUUUGAAGUUGACUUGGAGGAAAUUUUGAGGUGGCAAUUACUUAGGACCAUCUUUUCUUUUGUCAGUUUUUGCUACUUCAUUUUCAAAGAUUGAAUUCCAAAUCUAUAUUUUUGGAUCUGGAAUUUGCAACACAGAGGACAGGCUGAAUAAUGAUUUGAGAAGAGCUACUGCAUGUGGAAUUCAGGGAUUAUGUAGUCUCAGGUGGUUUUAGAAAAUACAUUAAGUAAAGCUGCCAGAAACUGGGCAUUGGAAGCUGGUUUUACUUCACUUCUGCAUUGUGCCUUUGACAGAUUAUGUAUUCAAUGUAUCAAGCGUUUUUCUGUUAUGCAAUGUGCAACUGUAGAAAAUGGGAGCUAUUUAGGCACCUAGUAAGAUAUGGUUAUUAACCUUGGCAUUUCAGUAAUUACCUUUGCUUAUUAUGAUACCCAUUGAUGUUCAUGUUUCCUGAUUUGGUGCUCCGUUGUCAACAUUUUGUAAGUUAGCAACUAUUUAGCAAUCACACUUUAAUUUAGUAGCUCCAAAUGGCCAGUCUCAGAAAAGGGGUUUUUAGCAGACCUUGUGUUUUCCUGCUCCCUGCUGGGUGCCUGUUGAAUGUUGAAUCAUAUUUUGUGCAAGGCAUGUGUAUGUGUUAGUAUUUUGGAUUUAGUAUUUGAGAGAAAAGUUUACGGAGAUGUAUCCUGUUUAGGGUUUUCUUUUUACCUUUUGAAACAUUGAAUGCAAAAAAUAUAGGAGUGAGUAAAGUCCAAGGCAUGUCAAAAGAUCAGAAAUACCACCUUAUUGUUUUUAUUAUUCACUAAGUGGACUUUGUGUAUAUACUUCUGAACUUAGUGUAUUGCGCGGUUUGAACUGAUUUCAUUGCAUCUCGUCUUGAUUACACUUUGGUUUCUGUUGUGUUUGCUAUAGCUCUAAUUCUGAGUUCAUCAAUCGGCAUCGGUUGUCGUGUUAUCAUUAACAUCAUGUAUCUGCAUCACACUACCGAGGGUGAAAUUUGGAGUAUGUGAUACGCAAUGCGCGUGGGGUCUGAGGUCCCAUUGAAAGACUUUGACAAAAACAUAAGGUCCAUGCAGGAAUAUUUGAAGGGUGCAAGAAACACCAACUGCUUACACAUAGGGUAACUUAUUCCUUCAAUCCAAGAUGUGAUGGCUUAUUAUUGGUGGGGUUUGAUUGCCACAUGAAUUUCAUCACUGAUUCCUCUUAUCGUCUAAAAGAUUUUCAAGGUUGCCUGCUACGAACAGCUGUAGGCUAAUGAUAUCUCCCCCUAAAUAAUUUAUCAUAGUUGUGGGCAAAUGCUGGACUUGUACAAAUUAUUAGUCUGGGAUUUGAUUGUCGUGGUUUGUAUUGUAUUAACCUAGCUAACUAAUUGUGAUGUGGAUGUUACAUCUGAUGUUAUUGAGGUUUGGUUUGAAAGGGAUCAGAUUGUACUACUGUCUACAGGAAAACGAUGUAGAUCUUUCAGGAAUUG
Molecule: messenger RNA, 3548 nt
Organism: Theobroma umbraticum
Lineage: Eukaryota; Viridiplantae; Streptophyta; Magnoliopsida; Malvales; Malvaceae
Molecular function (GO): protein binding
Source: RefSeq, a predicted model, not a curated record